AACUGUCCUUCGUCGCUCCUGGUUCAUUUUCAAUGGGGAAUUGUCUGUCGUCGCAGAGUGCAGAUGACCUGUCUCUUCUGAACGACUCCGAAGGAGCCAGUCUACCAGGAGAACCGCCACCGCCUUACCAGGAGCGUGCUGCUCAGCAUGUCCCGGUGUUCCAGCCGUUGGGCGGUCAUCCGCCCCAGCUGAGCGAGGAGGAGCAGGUCAGAUUGGCCCUGCGGAUCGGCCUCAUCCAGCACCUGCCCCGCGGCAUCUACCAGCCCUCACAACAGCACCCCGACAAGAGGAACAAAGAGUGUGUGAUCUGCAUGAUGGACUUUGAGCUGGGUGAUGCAGUGCGCUACCUGCCGUGUCUGCACACCUACCACGUGGACUGCAUCGACGCCUGGCUGAUGCGCUCCUUCACCUGUCCCUCCUGCCUGGAGCCCGUGGACGCAGCCCUGCUCUGCUCCUACCAGACAAACUGACCUUUCAACCAUGACCUUCGACCCUUCUAGCUCCUUCACCUGCCCCUCCUGCCGUGAGCCCAUGGACGCCGCCCUGCUCUGCUCCUACCAGACCAACCCUGACCUUUCAACCCCUAACCUUUGACCCUUCACUUUUAUCUCCAGACCCUCCUGAGCCCUCGACUGUUCUCUUCGAUGCCUUGACCACAUGACGCAUCUCAUCAUCUCUUCCUUACAGCCUGAAGCUGACCUUUCAACCCUGACCUUUGACGUUCGACUGCAGAGAGCCCUGUGUUCUGUCCUAGACCACUCAAAUUUGACCUCCCAACCUGUUGACCCCAUACCCAUGACUGCCCUACGUCAGACAGGACGACCUGUAACCUCUUUUCAUCUGACCUUUCACCUUUCCCUGUAACCUAGACAAAGAUCACCACUGUUACACUCUGCUUCCAAAAACAAUUUCCAAAGCGGUCAUCUCCGCUCAUCUCGGUCCCAAAAAAACAGUUACUGGACAUCGAGGAAGAAAAUUAGAUCUGUUGCUCAACAAGUCCAAAUAGGAGAUGGAUCUGCUAUAAUAUCAGAAUCAGCUACCCAAUGACUGGAACAUUUCAAAACACAUCAGCCAUUCAGGAAUUGUUGUUGCACAGUUGAGCGAAUGACACAGGGGGCCCAACAAUGAAAAACUGUAAUGACUAAGAGCAGUGCCAACAUGGAAUAGCCAAUCAGGGCAUCCGUUAUUGGGUGGUGCUUGUUUGAUGGUGGAUAUGAGCUUUUCUGCUCCAACAUCAGAGUCAGCCUCAGGGGGCUGAAGAAGAGGGGUAGAUGAAGGAGGAAAGUGUGCCAGAGUAUCCCACAGGGCUUCAACCACCCAUUAUAAACCAAUGACUGGAGCCGUUCAAAACACAACAGCCAAUCAGAGGUUGUGUUGUUGCUUAGUAUUAGUUUGACUGAGGAUAUGUUUAGUUUUGUUGAUUUCUGAGUGGCUGGAGCCUUAGUCAGUGGGGUAAUGACUGACAAUGGAAAUGAGAUCAUUAGGGCCAGUGGUGUGUGUUUUUCUUUGGUACUGUAGUAUAGAGUAUAGACUGACGAAGAAGACAGGAUAUGUUCUCUUUUUUUGGGGGGGGGGGGGUAAAAUGGUUUGUGAUUUGAGGGAGAUGGAUACGUGUGUUGGCUGGACAGUGGAGAAGACGCUAGAAGGAGCAAUUCUACUGAAUUCUGCUCGAGUCCCACUCUGUGUUUAUUAUUAUGGGCUAUCGAACUUUCAAAGAACAGAAGCACCCCGACUGGCUUGCAUUGACUCUGAUGCAAGGCCAUACGCUAUCACUUUACUCGGUUGGUUCCAGCAUUCUAUCUGCAUGGUUCCAUCCUGUGUCAUCCCCAUGGUGACCAAAUGUGCAAUAUCGGUAGCAUGAUUAAGAUGCUUACAGCACCCUAAUUGGGUGAGUUUCACUUCCUCGUUACCCAAGUCGGCCAAUUAGCCGUCCCCUAUUGUUAAGCACAGUGGAUGCUGAUUGGCUCCCACACCACACCUCUUUGUUUCCAAAUGGCUGUGAAUGUCAUUAAAUCUAAAAGCACAGGGCUCUUUAAACUCGAAUGCAAUGUCUUUAUAAUAAAAAAAAGUGAUCUAGAGAUCUUUUGUAGAUAUAUGUGACAUGCGCCCUCCCUGUACAGGUGUGUGUGGGGGGGGGGGGGGGGGGGGGAUGAUGAUAACACCUUCAAGUGUGGCUGACUCUGAAGUGACAUCAAGGCCUGAGCUGUUUGUUGUUGUUUAGAAUCUUCCUAUAUUUGUUUACAUGGUUUUCAUUGUUUUGGUUUCAUAUACCGUGCUUUGUUUGUGUGUCUUCUCUUGUUGUGUUCAAUAUUGUUGCCUUUUCUUUCCUUCCAGGCCUUGAUUUUGUAUGAGCUGUAAGCUGGAGAGACCUAUGCGGUCUAUAUAUAUAUAUAUAUAAUGCUAUAUUAAGUAAGUAAUAAGUAAUGCUGUAUGUAUAUAGCAUAGUGGGAUUGAUUUGUGCCUGUCACUGGCUCUCCUUAUUCAGAGAAAAUGAACUGAUGCAAUCAUACGUAAAAAGUAUUUGUGCACCUUUUCAACAACGUGUCAGGAUAAGUAGACUGACUGACAGUAACAGCUUUAUGAGUACUUUUCUCUCUCUCUCUCUCUCUCUCUCUCUCUCUCCCCAUUCUGAAAAGGUAUAGCAAAUUAGAAAUUAGCUAUACUGAACACACUGCUGUUGCCUGAACUGCUGCACAUGACAACAGCCAAUUUGUUAACUCUUUUGAGAACACUUUACGUGUUCCGUGUGUGUGUGUGUGUGUGCAUGACAGAUUGUCUGGUCUGAGAUAUAUAUAUAUAUAUCAACUAAUCAUGAUGUCAUUUUCAUUUCCUGUUGAUGUUAUAUGGUGUGUGGGUUUAAUUUGGAUAAGAAAAAGGGCUUACAGUAUAGUCCAGGUUCCUCAUAUUGUUGUCUUAUGGUGUCUUCUCCCGCGGGCUACAGACUGCCAAGCCUGGCAUCGGUCAAACACGGCUCAGAUUGGGCUCUGAUACGGCUUCUGUCUGGUAGUCAGACAGGUUGAACUGUGAUUACUAGUGUUUACUGACUGAAUGGUGCCAAUGGAAUGCCAAACGGGAUUAUAAGAAAUGUAUUCUACUGUGUGAUCAUCAGUAGCACAAUGUCCUUCUAGUGUGCAAAGCAUAGGGCUAAAGGCCCAUUCACACCAAGAACGAUAACGAUAACUAUAACUAUAAAUACAUUGUUGUUGUUAAUAUGAAUGACGACGUUCACACAUAAACUAUAACGGUAACAACAAGAAGAACGAUAUCGAGGGGGAUCACUUUCAGAGCGAUUUUCAGAACGAUAAAAAGCUAAUAGCCAAUCAGAACCCAUCGAAUUUUAACCGUCACAUUCAUUAACACAAGGAGAGACUUUGUUUAUCGUUGUUCAGUGUGAACGCUUUUAUCGUUAUGGUUAUAGUUAUCGUUAUCGUUAUCGUUCUUGGUGUGAAUAGGCCUUAAGUGUGACUUAGUGUGAAAGUAGUUAAAAGUGUUGUUAGGAUUUCAGUGUGCUGUACAGAGAGACCCUGACUCUAGAUGAGCCAGAUGCAUGAAGAUGUGAGCAUUAGUUUAGGGUUGUGGGAAAUGUAUUCCUUAACAUAAUAUCAAAACAGGGGACAUAGUUGUUUGAUGGCUUAAGUGUAUGAUUUGUUAUAGAAUCUAUAGGUUAAUGUAGUCAUCGUUUUUCCCUCUUCUUAAUGCAAACAUAGGCCUAAUUUAAGGAGUAACAUGAAUGGGGAAAAACUGAUCUAGAGGGAUUUAAAAAAAUAUAUAUUUAUAUAUAUCUAGCUUGACAAUGACAAUCUAGAUAUAGUAAGUGGGUUAUAAUUAAAGAAAAAUAAACCUACAAAGUGUUGCUUUUAUGGUGUCACUUGGUCAAUUCUGUGCCAUCGCUACACAGACAUGGCUUGUCUGUGUCACUCCAGUGAUUCCUUAAUGUUAUGUUACAUUCGCAGUACUUUCUCAUCAGCAGCUGAGCUAACCAUAGGCACUGCUGUUAAGGACAAUCAGAACUUUCUUUUAUGUUUGACCUCAGUGACCUUUCUGAAUUUUGACCUCUUCGGACAGAUGGAUUGUGAUCCAGAUCGAGUUCAGAAACUUUUAAGUGUGUGUCAAAAAAGACUUUGAUUCAAGGUCAAACUUGCAUUUGCUGGCUGAGAGUUGUGUUGAUUUAGGAUGGGUUGGAUUAGACUGUAGGCCUAAUGAUCUAAUCUGGAUUAGAAGCUGAAUUGAAGAUGACCAGCGCUCAUCAUUGGAGGUUUUGAUGUUUUGAUCUCUUCAUACUACUUACAGCUGCUGUUUCAAUCAUUAAUUUGUGUCUUUUUUUUUAGUUUCUGUUGAUUUAUUUGUUUUCCCAACUGUGUGUGUGUGGUCUUUUGUGGGUGUAUGGGUGAGUAGUAUGUGUGCAUCAACACCACAUGCAGCUUGUAGGACACUAAACCACAAUAAAAGUGGAUGCCAAAAUGAUCAAA
Molecule: messenger RNA, 4469 nt
Organism: Alosa sapidissima (American shad)
Lineage: Eukaryota; Metazoa; Chordata; Actinopteri; Clupeiformes; Clupeidae
Gene: rnf11a
Product: ring finger protein 11a
Exons: 3
Coding region: 33-470 (145 amino acids)
Source: RefSeq, a predicted model, not a curated record